Messenger RNA from Prinia subflava (tawny-flanked prinia), 1221 nucleotides. Its product is annotated as acrosin-like. NCBI's taxonomy places the organism in Eukaryota, Metazoa, Chordata, Aves, Passeriformes, Cisticolidae. Gene Ontology annotation, biological process: proteolysis; acrosome reaction. The record is from RefSeq and is a predicted model, not a curated record. Bases 16 to 1221 code for a protein of 401 amino acids. The transcript is spliced from 5 exons. Gene Ontology annotation, molecular function: serine-type endopeptidase activity.
CCCGCGCUGGCACCGAUGGCUCUGCUGUGGCUGCUCUGUGUCCUGCUGGCCCUGGCCGGGCCCGUGGGGGGCUCCUGGGACACCUGCAGAGGCACCUGCGGGCUCCGGCCCAUGGCGUUUGACCACAGCUCACUGGUUGUGGACUACGACCCCCCCGAUGGUGACUACUCAACCCUGGGAUCUUCCGAUGGCCCUUCCCUGGUCGUGGACAGCCCCGGUGUCCCCUCGGGGACCUGGCCUGGCAUCGUCAGCAUCCAGGCCACCUUCAAGAACGGCACGUGGCACAUGUGCUCGGGGGCACUGAUCCACCCGCAGUGGGUGCUCACGGUGGCACAGUGCUUCAACAGGGCUGGGGACAUCUCCAGGUGGGAGGUGGUGAUCGGUGCCACAGACCUGGCCCAGCCGGGCCCCGGCUCCAAGCGGCGCCGCAUCCAGAGGCUGCUGCGGCACCGGCGCUACCACGCUGACUCUCUGAGGAACAACAUCGCCCUGCUGGAGCUGGAGCAGCCCGUGGAGUGCAGCGACUACAUCCAGCUGGGCUGCGUGCCCGACAGCGCCCUGGCAGUGGCCGAGCUGAGGACCUGCUACAUGGCGGGCUGGAGAGCGGCCCCGGACAGCGCUCCCGGCCCGCGCCUGGCGCUGCAGGAGGCCAAGGUGCGGCUGAUGGACGCCCAGCUGUGCAACAGCAGCCGCUGGUACGGGGGGGCCCUGCACCCCCAGGACCUGUGCGCGGGGUACCCGCGGGGCGGCAUCGACACCUGCCAGGGUGACAUCGGGGGACCCCUGGUGUGCAAGGACCACGUUGGUGACUACUUCUGGCUGGUGGGGCUGGCCAGCUGGGGCAAGGGCUGUGCCGGGGACAAGCGCCCCGGGGUGUUCACCUCCACCCAGCACUUCCACGGCUGGAUCCAGCUCCAGAUGGGGCUGGUCCCGCACCAAAUGGAGCCUCCGGAGCCACCCCCGACCCCCAUCAUCGAGGAAGAGCCUCCAGAAAUGGAACCCGAACCAGAACCAGAACUGGCACCAGAACCAAUUCCCAUCCCGGUGCCAAUCCCAGAGCCAGAACCCAUACCAGAACCAGAAGAGGAAGAGGAAGAAGAACCAGAACCAACACCGGAACCCAACCCCUAUAUAACGAUUUCAUUCCCAAAAGCCAUCCUGCUGAGGUUCUUCAGGAAUCUGCAGGAGUUCCUGGAGUUCCUCAGGGACAAGAUGGAUUGA